Raphanus sativus (radish) is the source of this 1363-nucleotide messenger RNA. Its product is annotated as probable indole-3-pyruvate monooxygenase YUCCA10. The coding region runs from base 206 to 1363 and encodes 385 amino acids. The record is from RefSeq and is a predicted model, not a curated record. The transcript has 4 exons. NCBI's taxonomy places the organism in Eukaryota, Viridiplantae, Streptophyta, Magnoliopsida, Brassicales, Brassicaceae. Gene Ontology annotation, molecular function: monooxygenase activity; flavin adenine dinucleotide binding; NADP binding.
GUUCCAAAACAGUCAGCACUAAUAAAAACCAUUUUGCAUUGUUUUACAAGUGUCAAAAUAUAUUAAGAUUCCAUAUUUCAUCCUUUUUGCUCACACAUAUCAUGAUAUCUCAGUGUCCUCAUAUAUACUCGAUAACAACACAAUUAAUGAACAUCUCUCGAUAACACAAAAUAGAAAAACUAUCAGACCUAAAACACAAAAAGAUAUGGAGACUGUAGUGGUGAUUGUGGGAGCUGGACCAGCCGGUUUAGCAACAUCAGUUUGUCUAAACAAACACUCAAUCCCAAACGUGAUCCUCGAGAAAGAAGAUAUAUAUGCAUCACUUUGGAAGAAACGAUCCUACGACCGUCUCAAACUCCACUUAGCCAAAAGCUUUUGUCAGCUACCUUUCAUGCCGCAUGGUCCCGAAGUUCCAACCUUCAUGCCCAAAAAUCUUUUCAUUGACUACCUUGACGCUUACGUAACCCGUUUCAAGAUAAAUCCUAGAUACAACCGAACUGUGAAGUUGUCAACGUUCAAUAUGUCCAACAACACGUGGAGGGUAGAGGCGGAAAACACAACGACCGGGGAAACCGAGGUGUACUGGUCGAAGUUUGUUGUGGUUGCGACCGGAGAAAACGGAGACCAAUACAUCCCGGCGGUGGAAGGGAUUACUACUUUCCCCGGUGAAAUUGUGCACUCUAGUAUUUACAAGUCGGGUCAUAACUUUAGCGGUAAAAACGUUCUUGUAGUAGGAGGGGGAAACUCGGGUAUGGAGAUUAGCUAUGAUCUUAAUAACCACGAUGCUAAUACAGCCGUUCUCAUUAGAACUCCAAGACAUGUACUCACCAAAGAAGAGACAUAUUUAGGGAUGUGGUUGUUGAAGUAUUUACCGGUGAAAGUGGUUGACAUAUUGGUAAUGAUGAUGGCUAAAACAAGAUUAUUUAUGUAUGGAGAUCCCUCCAAGUAUGGGCUCCUCAGACCAAAACAAGGUCCUUUUGCAACCAAAUUCCUCACCGGCAGAACUCCAGUCAUUGAUGUGGGAGCUGUCCAAGAGAUUCGCGAAGGCAAGAUUCAGGUUAUUAAUGGUGGCAUAGGGAGCAUCGAAGGCAAGACCUUGACGUUUGAAAAUGGUCUGAAGCAAGAUUUUGAUGCCAUUGUGUUUGCAACUGGUUACAAAAGCUCUGUAUGCAACUGGUUAAAGAAUUAUGAGUACGUGAUGAAGGAUGAUGGUUUCCCUAAAAACCCAAUGCCAAAGCAUUGGAAGGGAGAGAACAAUGUUUAUUGUGCUGGAUUUUCAAAGAAAGGAAUUGCUGGAGCUGCUCAAGAUGCUAUGUCUGUUGCUCAAGACAUCAAAUCAAUCUUGGAAACUGACAGAUAUUAA